Molecule: messenger RNA, 3122 nt
Organism: Chrysemys picta bellii (western painted turtle)
Lineage: Eukaryota; Metazoa; Chordata; Testudines; Emydidae
Gene: TSTD2
Product: thiosulfate sulfurtransferase like domain containing 2
Source: RefSeq, a predicted model, not a curated record
CCAGGAAGGAGGUGUGAGAUGAGACAUGCUUCCUCCAGUAGAGAGAGAGCAGAACCAUUUACCUUCCAGAGAAGGCAGAGAGAAGAGGGAGCCACAAAAUCCAUAGCCUGCUAUGCAGUAUUUAGCAUAUGGAUCAGUCACACUUUCCAAUGAACUGGUCAGGGUUUUUGAAACCAUGAUUAUUUCGGUAUACCCCUAUCCAGCAAAACUUGUGAGAUAGGAAGAGAUCAUGGGGACUUACUGUUCUGAGCUUAGUUGAAAAUUUCUGUCUCUGAAAGCCUGGCAUAAAGAUCUCCAGACAGCUAUCUGAUCACAGAACAGGAUUUAUGCCUAACUGCAGUGACACAGCAAUGAUAUCUUCUUCUGUGCUGCUGGAUGGAGGAGAUGAAGUGGAGUGCAGUAUUUUAAGAUUUCCAGAUCUGGACUUGAAAGAUCCUCUUCCUUUGACAGCCAAAAGCAAUCUCAAAGCGGAAUCAGAUACCAGUGUCAGAAAGAAGUAUGCAUUUGCAAAGAAGAAGGCAUUUGCCCUCUUUGUCAAAGCAAAGGAAGUGCAUGUCACAGCUAGCUGCCCUCCAGCUAUGUGCAGAGCGGGACUGGGGUGGAAAUGCUGCAGACAAACCUUUAACGACCUCACCGGCAUUCACAUACACGUCGCCACGCAGCAUUCCAGUGACAUCCGGCAGCAGACAGGUGUGAUUCUAAAGCAGUUGGCUGCUGAAGCCAGCACCUCAAGUAACCCAGCUUCUGCAGACGAGGCAGAUAGGCUAAGCGGUCCCACCUGUAACAGCCAGGAGCUCUCUGAUAGGCUCCCAGACACAAGCCACAUUAGUUUUGAUGAACUGACAAGUGGAGUGGGAGAAGUGCUGUUAUAUUACUGUUACCGGGAGGUGAAAGACCCAGUGAGGCUCUGUGCUUGGCAGAGGUCUCUGUGCCAGCACCUUCAUCUCACUGGCAAGGUGCGCAUUGCUUCAGAAGGCAUUAAUGGGACAGUUGGUGGAAGCAAAGUAGCUACCAGUCUUUAUAUAGAGGCAAUGCUUUCCCACCCUCUGUUCAAAACGAUUUUGUGCAGAGAGGAUUUCAAGAGCAGUGCUGGAGGAGCUCACUGUUUCCCAGACCUUCGAGUUGGCGUAUUUGAAGAGAUUGUACCCAUGGGCAUCAAUCCAAACAAAGUCUCCUACAAAGAAACCGGAAUCCAUUUAUCCCCUGAGGAAUUUCAUAAAGAAGUAGAAAAAUAUUUAUCUCAGGCUCCUCAAGCACAAAGCGACACCAUUUUACUGGACUGCAGGAACUUUUAUGAAAGUAAAAUAGGUCAUUUCCAGGGCUGCCUGGCUCCAGACAUCAGGAAGUUCAGCUACUUCCCCAGCUACGUAGACGACAAUCUCGAGCUUUUUAAAAACAAGCGCGUAUUGAUGUACUGUACAGGAGGGAUCCGCUGUGAGCGUGGCUCCGCCUACCUCAGGACGAAGGCUGCAUGCAGGGAGGUUUACCAGCUCAAGGGUGGCAUCCACAAGUACCUGGAAGAGUUUCCGGAUGGGUUCUACCGGGGGAAGCUGUUUGUGUUUGACCAACGUUACACCAUCUCUGCCAAUGAAGAUGUCAUUGCAGAAUGCAGGUACUGCAGGACGCUCUGGGAUCAGUACAAACUGUGCUCCAGCCUGCACUGCCGGCAGCUCGUCCUGACCUGCCCAAGCUGUCGAGCGAAGGGACUCACGGCUUGCUGCCCCGUUUGUCAGGAGAAAGGGCUCAAGCUGGCUUCAAACCCUUCUGGACGGAUGGUCAAGGAGGAAUGUGACUGCACGGACAGACGGCAGCGGGUCCCAGUCAAACACAUAUGCUCGGUCAGUGUGCCCGCCAGAGAGCAGGAGGGGAAACACGCACCAGCUACAUUCACAGCUGAUGGGAAUUGCCGAGAAGCACACCUCUGGGGAGCGCCAGCACCACGGACUAUGGGGAGCAUGGAAGAAUGCACGCAAGCAGGCGUGUAGGCAGACUCACCAAGAUCGUUGUUGUUCAUCAUGGCGUUAGAUGCACGAAGCCGGGGACCUUGCUGUGUAAAGUGAUACCCGAACUUCAAAAGGGAGCUAUUUUUUUCUAACAUGUUUGCAAUCUCCAUUUCCACCUUGUUGCCCAGCGGCUGGCUCUUUAUUAAAAGAGAAUGGAAAAGCAGGUUACAACUGAGGGCUGCCCUGUUAUUUUGGUCUUUGAUCCCCUGACUGCCUCCUGCUGACUCUACAGUACAUCUCACAGUGCCAGCAAACAUUGCACGGGGCCUCCCCCCACACUGCCCGGCCAGAACCUUCCGCACAGCGCUCUACAGCUCGGCCUCAGGGAGUUACUCCAUUAGCUGGCAGUAAUCCUCUAUGUGGACUAGCCACUUGUCAAGCCAUCUACACAUACUAUCCCCCACCACCAGUUGUUGGUUUUUUAGAGUGAUUGUCUAGAAAACAUCAGGUGAGCCAAACCCCACAUUUUCUGAUACAAGGCCCCCCAACAGAAUAUUUUUUAUUCAAUCUAAGAGGUCCAGUUGGGGUUUGUUUUACCUGGUUGUCAAUUUUGAGCUCGAUCAGUGAAGUAUUGUGCUGGAGUGCUUCGAUCAGAGCCAGGAUCCCGGACCCAGAAAUGAAGUUGGAUUCCACAUUCAAGCUCUUCAAUACACCGUUGGCUUUUAACAUCUCAGCCAGUGCCUACAGUCACAAAUGGGAGAGCAUUGGUAUUGAAUAAUAAAUAAUAGGAAGAGUGGCCCAGUGCACUAGCCUGGGACUCUGGAGACCCGAGUUCAAGCCCCUACUUCUCCACAGGCUGCCUGUGACACCUUGGGCAAAUCACUUAGUCUCUCUGUGCCUCAGUUUCCCAUCUCUGGCAUUUUUCAUACAAUAUAAAGGUACAAAAAAGGGCACCAAGAUUUUUUUCCUCUUUGCAGGUUGCUUUAAACAAUUUCUCUUGCAAGACAACAAUUCCACUUACAACCUUCCCACAGCAAUUAGCCUGUCAUCACACACAACAAGGUCUGGUACUUACAUAGGCUACCGGGUCAUUGCUUCUUGUUCCUAUUAUGCUUAACUUCUUUACAUAGGAAUUAUUCUUCAGUGCUUCAGCAUAUGCUUUUAAAGUCGGUAUGGGAA